This is a messenger RNA of Synchytrium microbalum, 8790 nucleotides long. RefSeq lists its product as uncharacterized. Gene Ontology annotation, biological process: peptidyl-serine phosphorylation; phosphorelay signal transduction system. Bases 1 to 8790 code for a protein of 2929 amino acids. Lineage: Eukaryota; Fungi; Chytridiomycota; Chytridiomycetes; Synchytriales; Synchytriaceae. Gene Ontology annotation, molecular function: protein serine/threonine kinase activity; ATP binding. Gene Ontology annotation, cellular component: cytoplasm; nucleus. The record is from RefSeq and is a predicted model, not a curated record. The transcript is spliced from 11 exons.
AUGAGUGAAUCAAAUGAUUCUUCAAUCCCACCUCGAUUGCCUGUCGACAAGACCAGAUCCAAAAAUGAGAGACGCCCAUCGCCACUCAAUCCUGCAGCUGCUAGUUCGGCCAACUCUCUGGGUCAAAGACCGGAAGCAACAACACUACUACCUGGCAUUCGAGCCUCCGAUUCGCCAGGAUCUGCGUCAAGUCAAUCUCCACUACAACCACAGACUACCUCACCAAAUCAGCCUCCCUCAAAUAUAAAUAUACCCAAUGUCUCGAUGCUUGGACAAGACCAUAAUCACAACCAGUCGCCAUAUGCUUCGUCACAACCAAUGUUGGUACCUCUGGCUGAUUCUUCGGAUACUAGUAAUGGAUCUACUGGAAAUAUACCCAUAAGGAAACGUAACUUACAGGCUAUACCAUCUUCUCUUCGACGCUUGUCGCGCAGCUUCUCUGAUAAUGACGCUAUCGAGUCUGUGGGUAAUGCUUCAUCCGCAAUUGGAUCUGCCCCAAUGUAUUCGCAACAACAACAGCCAGGUGCUCUACCACCAUCAGGAUUUGGCCCUCCAUCUGUAAAACCAAUAGCAGUCCCGUCACAUCUACCUCUACGUAAACUAUCCAGGUCAUCAGCAUCAGAUUCUGAUGGCUCCGAAAUGGGAAUCCCAACGUCACCUAAUACUCUCAGUUCACCACCGAAUGCGAACUUACGAGUUGCUGGACAACGAAGAAGAGCUUCUAUAUUGACAGAAUCAGGAUGGAGUAGUGCAGCACGAUCAGAGGCAUCACCUCAAUUUGGUAGCACGACUCCUCAACGACAUAGUUAUUAUAUGCCAAAUCCAGAAGAAACUGAAGAAUUGUUUAAACGAUGGGGUACUUCACCUGUACCCAUGACUCCAUGGAUGGAAAAGUCAGCUAUACCCUCUUUAAUAGGUCCUUCAGCAUCAUUAAGAUAUGAGCAUCCUACACCUGCCGAACCACGACAUUUAUACUUUUUAUCCACUUCAGCUCCAGAUGUUAGAUGGUCUCAGCCAAGAGAGGCUCGAUCACCCUCGCCAACGUCACAGCAUCGUGUGUCACUUGGCUUGUCAUCGCCUGCAACAUCUAAAGUCACCAAGAAACGUACAUCAGUCACUCCCGUCCAGCGUCCAAGUACUGAUCGUAGGCCAGGUAACUCAUUAGCGUUGCUUACGUCACCUGUGAACCCGAAUCCUUCAUCUUUACCGCCCUCGUCCUUGCCCAACAAUCUUGCUGACUCACGAGCAAGACGCAUGCGGACGGCAUCAGCAGUACCAGAUGCAACAUUUUCGCCCAGGCCAAAAUCGAGCAAUGUUGCUGCAGUGCCAACGAUGGAGUCAAUGCAAACGCAAUAUAGUAUGAGCCACACAGAUUAUCAAAUAUUUACUGGUCUGGUAGAAAAGGCACGUCAAGCCAAAAAUCAUAGGUGGGCACAAUUGGACAUGGUGGCCAUAUGGCCCUCAUUCCAUGAUGGAUUUGAUAUUCCUACAUCUUCUAUACGCCCCAGUCCUGGAAACGCACAUCAUAGUAAUAGUGGUAGUCGGCCUAGUAGUAUAUUUGAUUCACCAGUAUUUCAGCCCACUGCUAUGGACUUUAGGAGUCCAAGUCCAUUCUUUCAGCUGGAUGACGAUGAUGAGGACGAGUAUGAUUCUGAACGAGAAUCAUCUGCAUCUUCGUCAAUAUCACGUGGGCAAAGCUUUACAACGAAACCUGAUCCUAAAUAUACUCGGCCAGGACGAACGAAUCGACCUUUACAUGUCACUACAGGGAUAGGCAUAGGUUUGGAAAACAGUCCAAAUGUAGGAAUGUCACCUUCAAUUAGUGCUAAUACUCCAUUUACUUCAUCGACAUCUGGAUCCAAUUCCCAAACAUCGGAUAGUCGGCCACGAGAGCUGAAUAGGUCCUUGUCGGAUAGUAAUUUAGAUGAUUUCUUGAAGAGCUAUGAACAGCUGAGAAACCAACUUAAUGUAGUCAAAGGUACAUGUGACGCAGAAGUAUCUAGAGUCAUUGCCGAAUUACAUGAACAUGUAGAAAGGCAACUACAGGAAAGAUUUGAAGCAGCCGCUCCUGGUGAUCUCAUGACUGGAAGUAAGAGGAUGUCGUAUACUGACUCAUCACGAAGGACGUCAGAUAUACAUCAUAUGCCACUCCAACAUCGAAUGUCGGUGGCGUCUACACUAUCAGAAACCAGUAGCUCUGGCACUGACUCUCUUCCUCGUAACACGCAGUCGACCAAUGUUUUAUCGGGCAACGCUACCGCCAUCGCAAAGGAUAAAGCGGACAGUGUUCCGCAAUCACCGAGAUCACCUCGACCACCAAGAGCACCAUCUCAACAAGGUCGAUAUUCUUUAGCUAGCAAUCGUAGUGUGCCAGAGUCGUUUGGAUCGGUAGAUGAAGAUGCGCCUCCAUCCCUACUUGAAGCAGCCAUGUCCGAGCUCACUGCGGUUGGACAGAGUAUAUUAGAAACAGAUGGCUCUCAACUAUUAGAACUUGGAGCAUGUCAUAACAUUCUCAACACAUUGUUUACCUUGCAGCAUCAAUGGACAAUCAAUCAAGAUUGGCCAUUCAAAGGAGCAGUCGGUAGAAUCCUUUUGGCUUUCGGAACUGUUGUUUCGUUGGUCGAACAUUUAGAAGAAGAUGAACGGUCUUGGACUGCUGCCGUAUCGAGCCGCGUAGCUGCUAUUUCCGCUCAUCAUUCCAACGCCAACAGCAACAACGGUAGUAAUCGUAAUGGCAGCAACAAUAAUAAUAAUAUCAAUAGUAACAACAGAUCUACUGGACAGGAAGGCUCAUCUUUGCCUUCAUCUCAAAGGCAAUCUGUCGUUGACCGGGUUUUUGAACGACGUGCUUCUACCGCCAGCUCUCUGGCCGGAACAGAUGACGAAGGUAGUGCCAGUGGCAGUAUAAGUGAGAGUGGUGCUGAAGGAACCCGAAGCCCUCCUUUGAGACGUGGUCGCAGGCGAAGGAGAACACAUGUCGCUACUGCUGCUGGUGGUAUUGCUGCACCUGUUGAAUCCGGACCAGGAACACCUCCACUGCCGACUCGACCUCCUCGACCGCCACCAUCACCAUUAGCUGAUCCAUUGCGUUCUCAGAUGCAACACGACUGGUCGUUGACUGAAUUACGGGCUGCAGCUGAUGAAGGACAGAGUCUAAAUGUCCUCAUGGAAAUAGCACCAGAUGGCUCCAUACUGUAUAUAUCUCCCAUAGUCAGUCAUGUAUUUGGAUUUGAUGCUUCAGAACUAGUAGGAAAGCACCCUGCAUUCUUGCCAGAGAAUGGACCCGAUGCUCUCACAUUCAAGGAGGCAACAGAUGGCCUCUUAGCAACCUUUAUACCGCAAUCAUCUGCUGCAAGCAUGCCUUCCAGUGGACAGAUUGGUUCUGAGAUUCGAUACCGUGCUAGAAUAAAAGACGGUAGAUGGGUACAGAUGGAGGGUAAAGGUAUUGCUAUAUACGAUCGAGCUACUGGUAAAGCCCGAUCGACAAUAUGGAUCACACGGCCUGUUCAACUUAUUGGUGAAGGUUGGGAAGAUAUAGAUACCGCACGAGCCAGUGAUGAGGAGUGCUCUGACGACGAAGACGAUGGUGAUAUUAGUGAAGAUGAAACAGAUGGUGAUACAGAAGAAGAUUUGAAUCAAAGUAAUGAAUUAGAAACAACUCCUUCAGAAGGUGAUAGAAUGGUCGUGACGAAUAAUGUGGGAGACGAAGCAAAUGAGCCUUCGACAUCGCUUGCUACGCCACCAACAGAAGCUGCAGAGCCAGAGAUUAUUGUGGUCUGCUGUAAUAUAUGUGAACGUACCAUCCCUGCAGUGCUCUUUGAAGAUCACACUGCAGUAUGUGGGGACGUGCAUCGAACGGAACAAGCCAUUGUUCUGAUGAACGAUGAGCUUCGCGAAACUCGUCGUCAAGUCGCAGAGCGAUACGAGAAUCUCAAGGAACAACUCGAUGAUUUAGAUGAUGUAGCUAGAAUGUAUGUAGGACGACUGACACUCAUCUUGCGUGAUAUACUGGGUAUAUUAGAAGAAGCCAUCUUGCUACCUAUGCCUGAGGAUGAUGGAGAUGAUGCCUUACAUGGCAAUCAUCGACGAAGCAGCUCUCAGCGACUCUCACAUAUGACAGCGUCAACGAUCUCACCAUUGACACCUUUACCAGGCAGCAGUCCACCAAGUCCAUCCGUUAUACUAGACGCUGAAUCAGACUAUGCCACCCGUGCUCGAAAAUUGGCUCAAUGGAGGUCACCGAAUGAAAAGGAAUUUUAUCCUCCCUCCGGCACAUCGACACCCUCUGCGUCCGAGCCAUCGUCUCCUCAUAUAAGUACACAUGGUCCUCCCAAAAACGUAGAUCCAGAAUUGGAAACACUCGGAAUGGGUGCUUUACAAUUGUGUUUGGUAGUGGCAAGACUCGUAAAUGAUAAGGGAAGUCACUGUGAAAUCAUGAAGGAGGCCUUGGUACGAUAUAUAGAGUCGGCUGCCAAAGAAGAAGCGCUCAGGCUCGGGCUUGAGAAUCCGAUUAGUAUCGAUACUGUGUCACCAGACACCAUUCCGGUUGGUGGUGGCAUGAAGGUGGUAUCAUCGCCUGCUUCAGAGCCUGGUUCACCUCCUGUAAAUAGUAUUCUACCAGAUAAGCAAAGUCCAGGAACAGUUGAAACUGAUGUUGGCCCCAAACUGACUCGCAAGAAGGGUAACAGGGCUCUGCGAGACGAAAACGCUACGUCUGCAGACAGACCUGGUCGUGGUAGACUGGAUAGAAAGGGUGUAACGGAUGACAAAAGAUCGGAAGGAGAGCCAUCUGCUACUCCUCUCUUUGGAGGUCCACCCAUAUCUAAGUUCAAGCACUUCUUCAACUCCUUGUGGGGUCGAGACAAGUCACGAGAAAGACGGGCGUCAGUCCGUGCAACACCUCCGGGCUCACCACGUCAGUCUUCAUUGUCAAGAUUUGAUACUUCAGAUGCUGCCAAAGCUGUUCCCCUUGGCAAAGCUCAAGAGUUUCAGUCUUUGGCAGAUUUAGCGGCGUCUAAAGAUGGUGGUGUUGGAGGUAGUGAUGUGUCGCUAACAAGUCAUCGUCCAGGAGACAAACUUGAGAGUCAAGAUUCAAAUAGCGUCAACAGUAUAUCGUCGCCCACUUCUCCUGUCAGCAUCACUACUCCUACCAUUGCUACAGCUCAAUUGCAAAGGUCUACUCCUUCGAUUAAAGAUUUCGAAAUCAUUAAGCCCAUAUCGAAAGGAGCGUUUGGGUCUGUGUAUUUAGCCAAACGCAGAUUGACUGGUGAAUACUUCGCCGUUAAGGUCUUGAGAAAAAAUGAUAUGGUGGCGAAGAAUCAAGUCACAAAUAUAAAGGCUGAGCGCAUGAUUUUGACUCAAUUGGACUCUCCAUAUGUCGUUAAACUCUAUUUUUCGUUCCAAACCAAGGAAAAUUUAUAUUUGGUAAUGGAAUACCUGAAUGGUGGUGAUUGUGCAGCUUUAAUCAAAGCUGUUGGCCAAUUGGAUGAAAAGUGGGCUAAAGGAUACAUUGCUGAGCUAGUCUUGGCUUUGGAAUAUCUUCAUGAUCGUGGUAUUAUUCAUCGUGAUCUCAAACCUGACAAUCUGUUGAUUGAUCACAACGGUCAUAUAAAAUUGACAGAUUUUGGUCUUUCCAGAGCUGGAUUUCGCGGGCGAACAGCACCUGGAGUGUGGGAGAAGCCUUCGCAAUCAGCAUCGCCAUCAAGUCAAUCGGCUACUUCACCAAUUGCAAUUGGUGGAUUACCAGCUCUAUUAGAUAAACCACCUCAUACACCAACAAAUCUAACAAGUAAUCCAUGGACUGCAGCAGCCGCUUUAUCACCACCAUCAUUUUUAACAUCGCCAUCAUCCCAUCUACGAACCCAUUCCCGUCGAUCAUCUAUAGCUAGUACUAUGAGCACGCUCUCUACUGAUGGUGUAACACUGCCACCGACAACACCGCCCUUUUUAGCAGCCACGUCAGUUCCUGCUUCGCUAAUACCAACCCUUACACCGAGCAAUGCACCGACGAUAGCACCAACAAUACCACCCAUAGAAGAAGUGCCUAGCGAGAAGCUCUUUGUCGGAACGCCUGAUUAUAUAGCACCAGAAAGUAUUGCAGAUAUAGGACAAGCCAGCGUAGAUUGGUGGGCUGUUGGUGUGAUAUUGUAUGAGUUUCUGUAUGGAUUCCCGCCCUUUCAUGCUGAAACACCGUCCAAGGUGUUUGAAAACAUACUGAGUAGAAACAUUGACUGGCAUGAAGAUGAGAUAGACAUCUCUCCAGAGGCCAGAGAUCUGAUGGAAAAGUUGCUGUGUACUGACUUUAAUCAACGCUUUGGAACUCGAGGUGGUGCACGGGAAGUCAAGAAUCAUCCCUUCUUCAGUGAUAUACACUGGGAUGAAUUGGCAUCUGUAGAGCCGAGUUUCGUGCCAAAGGUCAAAGACGAAGAAGAUACCGAGUAUUUUGAUACUCGCGGAGCAAGAAAGAGCUUCCCCGACGAAGAAGAGAAUGAUGCACCUAUAAGUCCAACUGAGAGUCAGAAAGGUGGUAUACCAACCGAAAAUCCGUCAUGUCUAAAUACGCCAACAGCAUCCGUACCAACAUCACCCACCACACAGCAAACUCCCAUAUGGAAUAAUCCAUCUGGAUCGAAUGCAGGUACUCCCAGUCGACGUAAUAGCAAACCAGAUUCUCCUCCGAAUGCUGAUUUCGGAGAGUUUGUAUACAAAAACUUGCCCUUGUUGGAGAGAGCGAAUGCUGUCAUUGUAAAGAAACUUCAGUCUGGUCUCGCUGCUGGUAGCUCUUCGUCGCUUUCAACUGAUCGAGCAAAAGAAGCUCGAUCUCGUAAUAGCACAGUGGCUAGUGGAGCUCCAUGGUCUGAGUCUGGACGCGGUACUUUAGCGUCAUUGGCAGGUCUUCCCGCACCUAUAGCAGUGCCACAUAACAGCGGUAGCAGUAGUGGUGGAGGAUCAUAUCGUGAACGGCAAUCAUCCGUGUCGAGUAACGAGGCCACAACGCCCACACUCAUGGUAGAGCCAACUAGCCCAACGAAUGAUGGAGGACUUAUGUUUCCUGAAUCCUUCAGACCACGUCAAAAGUUGCUGGACGAACACACUAUGGCUCGUCGUAAUUCCUUGCCAUCACGUCUCAGGACACUGAGUGGACCAAGUAAUGCAGCUGCUACAGGUAGUACCACGGUGUCAUUGGGAUCGUAUAGUCCAGAGCAGCAUUUACAAACAGCAAAGCAGCAGUUACUGUUACAACAGCAAGCUCGUAGUAGGUCCGGUAAUCGAGGUCAUAGUCGUGCUCAAAGUCGAACGGACGCGCUACUCCUUGCACGUCGUGAUUCUGUACCUGAAGGUGCAAGGCCUAUGGAUAUAUUGGUGGUGGAUGAUAAUCCUAUGAUUUGUAAAAUAUUGGAGACUAUGCUCGUAAGGCUGAAUUGUCGAGUCGUAGUAGUCCGAAAUGGAGCUGAAGCCAUUCGAUGUGCUAUGGGUGAUGUCAAGUUUGAUGUCAUCUUUAUGGAUAUCCGUAUGCCUAUAGUCGAUGGAGAAACAGCUACAAGAAUGAUCAAAUCCAUCAACAACAUCAACCAAUAUACCCCAAUCAUUGCCAUAACGGCAUAUGAGCAAACAUUUUCAGUAGUCCAACUCUUUGAUGAUGUUAUGCCGAAACCUGUAUCAAAAGACAUGGUGACUCGCAUUUUGAGAGCAGUGGCAGAUGCCCAGAGCACUCAACCACAGCCUCCUAUCGUUCGUAGUCAAGUCGUUCAUUCUUCAGUAUACUGGAAGCAUUAUGAUGAAAAGCAGAAGUCAUCCAUGCUAUUUUCCAAGCCAAUCUCCACCACAAUCACAGAUAAUUCGCCAAAUCAACCUACUUCAAAUGCAAACAUACCGAAUGUCUCGUUGGUUGGACAAGAUCAUCAUAAUAACAACCAGUCGCGAUGUGCUUCGUCACAACCAAUGUUGGUACCUCUGGCUGAUUCGUCGGAUACUAGUAAUGGAUCUACUGGAAAUAUGCCCAUAAGGAAACCCGCCGCUUUAUCACCACCCGCAUUUGUAACAUCGCCGUCAUCCCAUCUGCGAACCCAUUUCCGUCAACCAUCUAUAGCUAGUGCUAUGAGCAUGUCCUCCUCGAAGUUUGCUGAGACCCCUGAUUAUGUGGCACCAGAGAUUAUCAAUGAUGUGGUUGAUCCAGCCAGUGACUGGUCGGCAUUGGGUGUAAUCUUGUAUGAAUUUCUGUAUGGCUUUACGCCGUUUGACGGCGAUACCGUUGAAGAGCUUUUCAAAAGCAUUGAGACUGGGAUGAUUGACUGGCCCGAAGACGAGACAGAUGUUUCCUCUGAUGCCAGAGAUCUAAUGGAGAAGUUGCUCUGCACUGAGUUUAAGCAACGUCUUGGAAGUCGAGGUGGAGCACAAGAGGUCAAGUAUCAUCCCUUCUUUAGUGAUGUACACUGGGACGAAUUGGCAUCUGUAGAGCCCAGCUUCGUGCCAAAGCUCAAGGACGACGAGUCUACCGAUUGCUUUGAUGGUCGGGGUGCAGAACCCAUGUCUGAAGACAAAAGCUCUGAAACGCCCAAAGUUACCAGUGCUGAAUAUCAUCAUGCUACUACCGAACAUCCGUCAAGUCUAAAUACCUCAACAGCAUCACUACCACCAUCACCCACCACACAGCGAACUCCCUUAUGCAAUGAUCCAUCUGGAUCGAAUUCAGGUACUCCCAGUCGACGUGGUAGCAAAACAGAUUCUCCUCCAAAGGCUGAUUUCGGGGAGUUUGUCUAUAAAAACUUGGACCCUCUUGGAACGUGCUAA